Closterium sp. NIES-65 is the source of this 1716-nucleotide messenger RNA. NCBI's taxonomy places the organism in Eukaryota, Viridiplantae, Streptophyta, Zygnematophyceae, Desmidiales, Closteriaceae. The record is from the annotation of a GenBank genome assembly.
AUGGCUCGUCUUUAUCACCGAGCUCAGCUGCCCCUGCAUAUCAAGCGCGCCAUAUGCGCGCACCACGUCGAACACCCCCAGCUGCGCCACGUUGACCUCGCACGAUGGUGCUUCACUCGUUUCGGAAUCCGCCCCGACCGCUCAACCAUCGGGCGCGUCCUGAAAAGUGCUGACCGCUGGGCUACCGAUGACACCAAUGACAACGCCGUACGUGUGCGCGGCGGCGCGUAUCCGGAGCUUGAGCGCGCCAUGGCACGGUGGAUAGCCAGGGCGGGGCCAGCUGGGGUGCCUCUCACCCUUGCGACUAUUCGGGACCAUGUUGCCUACAUGGCCCGCGAGAACGGUCUGCCGGCUACGUUUCGUUGCUCCAUCGGCUGGGUGCGUCGCGCAUUACGCCGCCAGGGCGUGAGAUGCUUGAGUGCGGUUGGCGAGGCGGCCGACCAGGACAUGACGGCCGUGCGCACCACGCAGGAGAAGCUGCCGCAGCUCCUUAUGCAUUUGAACGUGAGGCCACGCGACACCUUCAAUUUUGACGAGACGGCCCUCUACAUUUCCGUUCUGCCGCGGAAGACCUACUGCACGGGCCGUGUUGCGGGCAAGAAGAAUGGCAAAGAGAGGCUCACCAUCGGCUUCCUCCUCUUCACGCACUACAUCGAGCAGUUGGAUGCGGCUAUGUUUGCGGAGGGGCGGCAGAUCGUGAUACUGCUCGACAAUGCCAGCAGUCACACGCUCACGACACGGGGUGCCAUCACCGAGGACCUCUUCGGCUUCCGCACCCGCAAGCUCGAAAAUGUGCGACUCGUCUACCUGCCGCCUAACACGACUUGCUUCACCCAGCCCCUUGACCAGGGCCUGAUUGCAAUGGCGAAGGCGCGUUAUCGCGCACAUUGGCUGCGGAAGUUCACUGGCAUGUGGGCUGCCGAAGGCGCCACCUCCGCAGCGGCUCGUUUCAGGCCGAACCUCCGAGACGUGAUCGCGUGGCUGAGCGAUGCCUGGAUGAAUAUCCCGCCACGCACCAUCCAGAGAUGCUGGUGGCGCACGGGAUGCCUCCCGCGCGCCUGGGCCAUGGAGUUGGCGCACGUGGGGGCGGGCGCUAUCCGCGACCCUUGCACCGUGGCCGACAUCGGCCUUGCUGAGGAGGUCAACGACGUCGGCCUCCUCAUCGACCGGCUCUGCCUCGGAUCCAGCGCGAUGGCGGCGAACGAUUUCGUCGGUUUCGACGAGAACCAGCCCACUUGCGCGGAGCCGGGUGAUGAUCCGCUCGCAGCGGAGCCGGUGCCGGCCCCUUCGCAUGAUACGUGGGCGCCUCCCUCGACCAUGCAGGAGGUCUACGAUGACGCUGACCCUGCGUCCCGCGAAGCGAGGCGCACUGCUCGCGCGGCAUGCGAGAUGCUCAUCGGUUACGCCAAGGCGACCUGCACCACACCGCGGGACUUGUGCGCCAUCUUCGACAUUCGCAACCCGAUCAUCCGGGCGCGGAUGGAGCGCGCUAGCCCGCCGUUGAACCUCAACGCGACCCCGCCCCCCGCCAUGACGACUGCCUCCACCCCGGAGGCAGAGACCCCCCGUCCCCGUGGUAGGGUCCUCCCGGCGUGGAUGACGGUGCCUACGGCUGACUGGGUGGCACAGACUGCUCGCCGCCAGGAGCUCAUCGAGGCGGGUUUCCCGGCCGUCAUGAGCGGCUACGUCGCCGCCGCAGAAUGGAUGCGGAUGUGA